AUGGUCGGGGCAGUUCUUGUUCAGGAAUAUCACGUUAUGAUUUGUGAAGGGCUUGAAUACUCAUAUGUGACUACCAGACUUGCGUUAGUCCUUCUUUGUGUACCGCUCGAAACCCCUGAUACCUUAUUAUAUUUUCUGUGUGAGCCCAAUAUGGAGAUGCAGGACGAUUUUAACUAUCGACAACCGAGUACAGCUAUCGCUCGAAUUCUCUGUCUGGCAUUGAUGAGCUGUCAAUCCCAUGUCCGCAAUAAUGCCUGGCGAAAGCAGGCUAAAUCCAAACUACACACAUGGGCAACCAGCUUUACUCUUGUACGGUCACAGAUCCCCGAGAUCGAGUUACAGCAGACCCCAUCAGGUUCAGAAUACACAAGCUCUGACUACGCACCGUCGUCAUCUCCUCUGCAAUCACCCACGCCCAAGGCUCGAGCACAGCUUGAAAGUGGAUGUGCGCCUUCACAGAACACCAAACAUCGUCCAGAUUCGGACUCGGACUCGGAUUCGAGCCUGGGAGCGCCUGAACCUAGACGAAAGCGAAAUCUUAGCCAGGCCACAUCAUCCCCUCCUGUCCCAUCGUCGCGGUCGAGAGGUUUUCGUCAUAACCCUGGAGAUCAGCCCCAACAACAUACAAGGCAGUUUUGUACCCAAAGGUGCUUGCUUGGGCUUCAGCAGAAUGGGAUCCUAGAUAAGAAUUGUCCGGAUGUGGCUUUACAUACAAGAGGCCGAAGUGACAAACAUCCGAUCACGGCGCCUGAUUUUCUUCGCCAGCUCAACCAGCAAUUGGAUACAGAUAUCGAUCAACAUUGCACACCACUCAACAAGUGCGGGUCAUAUGGGGCAUCUUUCAAGAUCACAUGUGCCGCCUAUGGCUACACAGUCGUGGGGAAAGGGACUACAACGCACCUCUGGCCCCAGGUUUCUCGUGAAAUAGAGGUGUAUCGUGUUCUUCAAAGAGCCCAGGGGUCGGCGAUCCCUGUGUUCCUUGGCCCAAUCGAUCUAAAUAUGAGUUACUUCCUCCACAGAGCUGGGGUGAUGCACGGGGAUCUUCGUUUAGACAACCUGCUGUGGAAUGAGGAGCUGCAGCGUGUUCUGAUCAUCGACUUCCACCGUUUGCAAUUGAACUAUGAACUGAAGAGACGGCAGGUUCGAUCAAAGAAGAGGAAUUCAGCGGAAGCAGGGUCGGAACCCUGGAAAUCUAUUCGGAUGGCCUUUUAG
This is a messenger RNA of Penicillium concentricum, 1212 nucleotides long. RefSeq lists its product as uncharacterized. Bases 1 to 1212 code for a protein of 403 amino acids. The record is from RefSeq and is a predicted model, not a curated record. The transcript is spliced from 2 exons. NCBI's taxonomy places the organism in Eukaryota, Fungi, Ascomycota, Eurotiomycetes, Eurotiales, Aspergillaceae.